Glarea lozoyensis ATCC 20868 is the source of this 1503-nucleotide messenger RNA. RefSeq names its product S-adenosyl-L-methionine-dependent methyltransferase. Gene Ontology annotation, molecular function: protein-arginine omega-N symmetric methyltransferase activity. The record is from RefSeq and is a predicted model, not a curated record. Gene Ontology annotation, biological process: mitochondrial respiratory chain complex I assembly. The transcript is spliced from 4 exons. Gene Ontology annotation, cellular component: mitochondrion. The coding region runs from base 1 to 1503 and encodes 500 amino acids. Lineage: Eukaryota; Fungi; Ascomycota; Leotiomycetes; Helotiales; Helotiaceae.
AUGAAGACUGUUAUCGCGGCUCAAGCGCGUCUUGCGCUACACAAUGCUGCGAAGAGGAAGUGCAGAGCUCCAAGCUGGCGUGGUGUACGCUGGUCGUCAUCAGAGUCCAAACAAUGGUCAACACCCCUGGCAAAACAGCUUUCGGAAGCUAUUACUGCUACUGGACCAGUUCCGCUAGCAUCAUUCAUGCGGAUGUGUCUGACCUCAGACGUUGGAGGCUACUACACCAGUUCCCUGGAAGGCCGUGACCAGUUUGGUACGAAAGGAGAUUUCAUAACCUCGCCUGAGAUUUCACAGAUAUUCGGUGAAUUGAUAGGUGUAUGGUUUGUUGCACAAUGGAUGGCCCAGGGAAAGAAGAAGGAAGGAAUAGAGUUCAUUGAAAUUGGCCCGGGGAGAGGAACUUUGAUGGACGAUAUAUUGCGGACAAUACGAAAUUUUGAGCCCAUGGGAUUGAAAGUUGACAACGUUUAUAUGGUUGAAGCGAGUGCUUCGUUACGGGAUGCACAGAAGAAACUUCUUUGUGGUGAUGCAGAAAUGAAGGAGAUUGAUAUUGGGCACGAGAGCACUAGCAAGUAUUCUGCAAUUCCAGUCGUUUGGACAGAUAAUAUACGUUUUAUACCCUCAGGACAAUACAAAAGUCCGUUCAUUGUAGCUCACGAAUUCUUUGAUGCCCUGCCCAUCCACGCUUUCCAGUCCAUUCCACCACCACCCCAAGAACCAGUACCAGACGCUAUCCAGACUCCUACUGGAACUCACACGCUUGCGCCUAAUGCACCCAAAUCAAAGUCAAAACAGCCAACGGGUCCUCAAUGGAGAGAAUUGGUAGUUUCUCCAACGCCACCACCAGCAUCACCCACAGAUAAAAAAGAAGAGUUCCAACUUACACUCUCGAAACAAGCAACACCACAUAGCAUGUAUCUCCCAGUCCUCUCCUCACGUUAUAAAUCCCUCCUCCAAACCCCUGGAAAUAUCAUCGAGAUCUCGCCCGAAUCUCAGGCCUAUGCAUCAGCUAUUGCUACUCGUAUCGGUGGCUCAUCUCAAGACCCCAAAGCAACUCCAUCAGGGGCUGCACUCAUAUUAGAUUACGGAACUGCAGACACUGUUCCUAUAAACUCAUUACGCGGUAUCAAAGAGCACAAACGUGUUUCUCCCUUCGAAGCUCCAGGGCUAGUUGAUCUCUCUGCUGAUGUGGACUUCAUCGCUCUUGCUGAAGCUGCGCUAAAGGCCAGUCCUGGGAUUGAAGUCCAUGGUCCUGUGGAACAAGGUGCAUUUCUGGAAGUUAUGGGUAUCAAGGAGAGGGCGGAGAUGCUAGUCAAGAGUAUUGAGAAAAGUGCUGCGCAACAAGGAAGUGAGAAGCUGGAAGAGAUGAAAAAGGGAAUUGAUGGAGCCUGGAGAAGGCUGGUUGAUCGGAGUCCAGUUGGCAUGGGUAAAGUAUAUAAGGUUAUGGCUAUUACGCCAGAGAAUAGAGGGAAGAAGAUUGUUGGUUUUGGAGGAGAUGUAUAG